CUCAGACACUUAGCCUAAAACGCUGGACCCUGCCGUGCGGCAUUUCAGUGUGAUAUCGUACAAGUGUUAGCGCUGUUGUUGACUUUUCAUUUCUUCUCGACGAAAAUCUUGUCGUGCAACGAUUAUCGACUGUCUCGACAUUGACAUUCGUAAACUUGACCUGGGACUGAGAAUCUUCUCUCGAGUGAAUAAUAUACAAGUGCAGUGUUAAGACGCGACUGGACUAGACUGGGAAAGUGUCUGUAUCUUCGAGAGAUUUCGCUGCAUAGGACUGACAUUGGCAAAGAGGGUUGGCUCGCAAGAGCCAACAGAGCAUUCUAACGCAGAUAAUAUCUCACUAAAGAAGGAAACACUCAAACACCAUGAAAUCCUUAAUAAAGCUUCAGCAAUAUAGAAAAUGCAUUAUGAUGUUCGUCAUCGGCAUCGUCUGCACUACAUUGGCUUUUAUUGUUCACAUGGUUGAUCCUGUAAAGAGAAUUAUGGAACAUGAAGUAAAAAUGACGCCUAACUCUUAUACAUUCGCGCUAUGGAAGAAGCCGCCAAUCGAUGUAUUAAUCAAUGUCUAUGUUUUUAAUAUCACCAACGCCGAAGUUUUCCUCAGCGGAGCUGAGAAAUUGAAACUCAAAGAAGUUGGACCUUACGUUUACCAAGAAAUAUUGGAAAAUACAAAUGUAACGUGGAACGAGAAUGGGACACUGUCGUAUAUUCCAAGACGAACGGUGAUCUUCAGGCGAGAUUUGUCAGCAGGUGAUCCUAAUCAGGAUUACGUGAGUGUGCCAAAUCUACCCCUUCUGGGUGUCUCGUCAGCCUUAAAAAAUGCUGGAUUCCUAGUCAAUUUUCCAUUCGUCCAAUUGGCAAAUUAUUUAGACAGUCAACCGAUAUUACACAUUACUGCUCAAAACUACUUCUGGGGUUAUGAUGAUUCUCUAGUCAGAUUGGCCAGCACUGUCGUUCCUAGCUAUAUCCAUUUCUCCAAGUUUGGCCUUCUAGACAGGAUGUAUGACGAAGGCGCGAAUGUCUUCAACAUGAUUUCGGAGCCGAAUGGUGAUUUAGUCACUGAGACCGGUCGAUAUUUAAGUGUUGAUUCUAUCAAUGGUAAUCCUGGUAUGGAACAGUGGGGAUAUAUUAGCGAAGCGCAUAAUAAGACGAAUCCAGCAAACAGAAAGUGCAAUAUGCUGCGUGGCGUGUACGAAGGAACAGUGUUUCCAACUCAUAUGGACAAGAGGGCACAGUUUCGUAUUUAUCGCAAAGCAUUUUGUCGCCCGCUGCCAAUUAAUUUCGUGAAAGAGACAACGAAAUUCGGUUUGUCUGGUUACGAGUACACGUUACCGGACAACUUCGCCGACCGACCCGACACGAAUCCCGAUAAUGAAUGCUAUUGCCGGCAUGGCGAGUGCAUGAAGAAGGGUCUGCUCGAUAUGACACCCUGCUAUUUUAAUAUUCCGGCCGCAGCAUCGCUACCUCAUUUUUUGAACGGCGAUCCAUCACUGAGUAAUGGUAUCGAGGGCCUUAAACCCGAUCCGGAAAAGCACAGGACAGAAAUUAUUCUACAACCGGACAUCGGAAUCCCAAUCUACGUGCGUUCGAGGAUGCAAACGAAUCUCGUGAUGGGAGAGACGCGUUACAACGCAAAAAUUAAACACUUCAAUAAUAUGACGGUGCCACUCUUCUGGACCGAUGUCGUAAUCCCCGGCUUACCAGACGAUAUCCUGUUCCUAAUGAAGUUUAGUAUAAACGUUGCUCCGAUAAUCCAACAGAUUAUAGUAAUUCUGCUAGCAAUAAUAGGUCUAGCACUGAUAUGUUGGUCAUUAGUGCGAGUUGUUGUGAUAGUGCAGGAAGAGCAAGAGGAGGCAAUAGUUGCUAGUAAAGAACGGCGGGACAGCAACGAUCCUAGAGUACCACUCGGUUAUGGACAAUAUACCGCCAUUCACAUAUUACCGGCUAUCAAGAAAAUGUCCUCUAAAGUCGAUCUCUUCUCUUCGUGAAUUAUUGUACAUCUUGGCAUCUGCUGCCUACGUGUUGUGUGUGCGUGUGUUUUAGCGAAUGACUGGAACUUUUUUUUCAAUAAGAGCUAUCCCUCCUUUUAAUACAUGAUAAUUACCAUGACAGGAUAUUUUAUAUCCAUAGCUUUUUUAUUUAAAGAUAAAUUAAAAUGGUGUUUCGGUGUAAAUAGAGAAAAUAUUUCGAUAUUUCGUUGAUUUAAUAGUUUAGUUUGUUCUUUUUAUGGGGAACCAUAUAAUGAAAAUAGUUUGAGAAUUGAAGAAAAAGAAUUUAUAUUUUUGUAAUUUAUAAUGUCUUUGUAACUAUGCGUUUAUGAUCUGGUGAGGCUUUCUUGUCCUGUAUAUAAAACAAGAUUUGUGAUAUUGCACAGCGCGAUAGCGGUGUCUUAAAGUUACCUCAAAAAGAAAAAAAGUCAUUGCUCCAAGUUGCAAAAUCUGCCACGCUAAUCCUCUUUUAUUAUGGUAGAUGCACUCGGAAUAGCAGACAUAUAACCGAUUUAGUUAUAUACGUGCCUAUUUUUUUAAUGUGACUUUUAUGAAUACGUCUAUGUCAUGAUCAUGCCAUUAGACACUCCUAUGUGCCGUCUAUUUUUUACCUAUAACGUAAGGAAGUUGUUACCGCAUAUUAUACCGUUGUGCAAUUUCGGCUCCCGCACAAUAUUUUAUCAUCGCAUUCCAAACUCAAGCUCAGUUAAAUUACGUAAUUUUCAAGGGAGUACAUAUUUUUAAGCUGUUUACUCUUAACGAAGUAAGGUAUUAGAGAGCUUUAGAUAUUUUUAGAAUUCAAAUUUAUAUUUUUUCAUCUUGUUGAUGUAAGCUGAAAUAACGCUGCUCAAUUAAUAACUAUACUCAUAAUCGUUAAAUAAGCAUUUUGUUAUACGACGUGAAAUUCUGUAAAUAUUUUUUUAAUUAUACUUUUAAUUCUAGCGAAAUGCAUUAUUUUAUAACUUUUUCAUUGUUUUCAUGGGGUAAGAACGUUUGUUUGGAACAGCAUAUUUCGUUACUAAUAUGAGAAAGUGAUUUUACCCUCGUGAAACCUUUUCAGCUUUGCCUUAUUUUGAUGCAAACGUCCCCGCGAGGCUCAAAUCAUUUUCUCACACUAGUAUCGAAAUAUGAUAAUUUUUUGUUUUAGAUUAAUCUUAAAAGAGGGUAAUAAUAAUAGAAUUAUAAGGAGUAAUAUUAUUGCAAUAUGAUACAUGCAUUAUUUGUAAUAAGUUAUAUCAAAUUUCCAAUAUGCUGUAGUUAAUACAUGCAGUUAGUCCUAUUUUCAAUGAAGGUGUGUUUAUUAUUUUUUGCAUACAUAUUUCAUUAUUAUGUAUUCUAAUUUUAAUUGUCGGAAAAAUA
Molecule: messenger RNA, 3344 nt
Organism: Phymastichus coffea
Lineage: Eukaryota; Metazoa; Arthropoda; Insecta; Hymenoptera; Eulophidae
Product: scavenger receptor class B member 1
Exons: 11
Coding region: 363-1985 (540 amino acids)
Cellular component (GO): cytoplasm; membrane
Molecular function (GO): scavenger receptor activity
Source: RefSeq, a predicted model, not a curated record